This is a messenger RNA of Bombyx mandarina (wild silkworm), 3407 nucleotides long. RefSeq names its product DAZ interacting zinc finger protein 1 (gene DZIP1). The record is from RefSeq and is a predicted model, not a curated record. Gene Ontology annotation, cellular component: cytoplasm; ciliary basal body. NCBI's taxonomy places the organism in Eukaryota, Metazoa, Arthropoda, Insecta, Lepidoptera, Bombycidae. Gene Ontology annotation, biological process: cilium assembly.
UUGUAAGUUUCAUAGAAUAAGUAUUCAAAAUAUUUACAGUUACGAAAAAUUUAAUUGGAAAUAAAACAUUUAAAAUAAAAUGACUUGUAAAACAUCUUAUGAGCUCUACCAUCAAUUUCCGAAGUUAGCUGAAGAGUCCGGAUUCGCGUUCAAUACGCACAGACCAAGGGUUCAUAUUGACUGGAAUAAAAUAAAAUUAAUUGAUGUCGAUAGUCUGAUAAGGGAAAGAAAAUUUGCGCUUGUUGAACAAUAUAUUAACGACAUUUUAGACUGCGUGCUGGAAUCUGAAUUUGAUGUACGCAUACUCGAUGAAGGCGUAUUGAAGAUGUUCCGGCUGGCACAACUGACAGUAGAGUAUCAGCAAUUCUGUCGACAUUAUCUCGACCGUAGUGUUUACGUCUUACGACAAGAAAUAAGUUCAUUGGCUCAGGAACUCUGUGCAACAAAAAAGGCUUUACAGGAAAAAGAAAAUGAAAUAAAAAAAAUGAAGAAGAAAACACGAUAUCCUUACCAAGCGCCUCUUGCUUAUGGUCAUGAUAAUAUAGCAUCUAUGAUUCUAAAGACACUAACAACUCGAGCAGACAUACUUCCGUCUACUUCUAAGGCGGAUAUACCGGAGUGUAAUAAAUGUAAAUACUGCGAUAAAGUCUUCCUAAAUCAACUUUACUUACAAAGUCAUAUUAAUAGACGUCAUUCGAAUUUAGUCGACGCACCACAGCGUGAUGACGAAAAUGGAGUUUUAAAUAAUAAUGUAAAUAGCAUAUUGACCAAAGAAAUUAUUGAACUGAAAAAUAAAUUGAAAGAAAUGGAGGCAGGAAUAGCUGAAACACAGAAAAUGAAUUUACUUCCUUCCGUCAUGAAGCCUACUGAAAUAAACAAUUCAGAGAGUGUCAAGGAACAUAAAAAAGAAGAAAAGUCGAUGAAAGAUGCUGAGGUCUCCACCAGUAACGACGAAUAUAUUUUAAGUAAAAUCGAAGAAUGGAAAACUGGCGAAAGACAAAAGUAUGAUAAGGAGUUGAAUGAUUUAAAAACUCAAAUAAUGGAAACUAUACACUUAAUGAAACAAAAUGAUGGUCAAAAUAAAUCAGAUGAAAAAGACCCGAAAAUCAUUGAACAACUACAAAUAAAAGUAGCUCAACAAGAUAGUGAGAUCUUAACAUUAAAAAAAGAAUUAAAUGAAUCGAGAGCCAUUGCACAAAAACAAACUAUUGAAAAAGAGAAGGAAGCUGAAGAACAGGUUUCGUUUUGGUCAAAACGAGCAGAAACUCAGUCUAAACAAUAUGAAGCAUUAAUUCAAAAAUUAAACGAGGUAGCAAAAGACGCAAAGGAAUCUCGAGCUUUAGCAGAAGCGGAAAGAGAAAGAGCUAAGCAAUUACAAAGUUUACUGGAACAAAGUAUGGCGGAAAGAUGUAAUGAAAAUAUGAAAAGCUUUCCUAUGAUUGAAAAGACAGAUGUUGUUCAGUCAUCAGUUACAGCUAAAACCGAAGACCGAAGCAAAUUUAAACAUUCACCAAAUAAAAUCAAUAAAUUUGGAGAUCGUCAAACAUUGGAAACUCUUCAUCGAAAAGCACAAGAGCUCUUAAAUAUUGGCUCAAUUAGUUCUAGUUCUUCCGAAAUUUCAAGUAUUGAGAAAGUGGAAAACACUGUAAUGAAAUCAAACGGUAAAGAAAUCAGCACGACGACAGCAAAGAACAAAAACAACAAAAUUGCGGUAAAUAAUGCGAAAAUUAAAAUUGACAAAAAACAAAGAUCAAACAAAAGAAAUAAUAAAACCAAGAAGAUGAACCCCUCUCCACCUGCAGACAUGCAAGAUGAUAACCAACAGGGUAUCCUACCGGGAAGUCCUUUGAAAGUACUACGGGCAAAGAUUACAGAAGAAGUCAAUAGCAGACUUAUAUCAGCUGGAGUAGAUCCACUGUCGAGCAGAUUACCAAGAAAUGUAUUCCAGAAACAAAAAAUGCAAUUACUUCAGAAGCAAGAAAUAAAAGCAAAGGAAUAUCCAGAUUAUGAGAAAAUCAGGCAUUCAGUUUUAACUUUUUUAGACAAUAAUACGAGGUCUAAAGAAGAUUGUAAGCAAACAAGCAGUUAUAUUUCAGCCAGUAACUCAAAAAAUCCUCUUUCCGCAAUUACUUCUGUUAUUUCUGGUGUAAAAUCGAAGGCUUUGUCUUUGAUGAAAAAUGGAGAAAUGAAUAACAGAGCUAAACAUAAAGAAACAAACGCAGUGACAAAACGUGCCACGUCUUUAUUGAGAACACCUCCAGGGUCUCCGAGUAAGGAUAAUCAAACGAAGCCAGCUGCAUUAAAUGCUUCAGUUGCUCACAAUGAUUUAUCAUACAUUCGUAAUAAAAGCCUCAAUACAGAUCAAAUGGAAAUGAAUGAUACCAGUUCGAAUUCUGAUUAUUCUGUAAAAAAUGGUCAUAAAUAUUAUUCAACAAACAUUGAACAAUGCUCUAAAUCAAUUGAAAGUUUAAUAAAAUCACCAGCUCAUCGACCGACUACGAAUAAAAAUAAAUAUAAUUUGGUAAACGGUGCACAGAAUUUGCUACAACAAUCUGAAAGUAAUCUAGUUACUGAGAUUAAAAAAAGUGAGAAGGCUCAAUCUUCACUAUACGAUAAUAGCAGCAGUGACGAUAUAGAAUCUAUACCGGUCGUAUUACAAAAAUCAUCGUCAGAACAGAAUUUACAUAAUGCUAAACAAACAAAAAGUGUUUUAAAAAAUGCAACUUCCACUUCAUCUUUGAACAAGAAAAAAGUAAUUUUCGACAUGGACGCUAUUCAAAUGAAAUCACUGAGUGCCUCACCAUCCCAGAGCAUAACUGAGAAAAAUGACAAUGAAAAAUAUGAACUAGGCUUGACUAACUUAGAAGAUGACGAAUGGGAUAUUUCUAGCAUAGAAAAUGAGGCCCCAAAAAUUGAAACAAAAAUUCAAGUCAACGCCCGUACAGGUCCGAAAAUAGCAGAACUUAAAAAAACCAUUGAGUCUCAACUAGCACGACGUGGUGAUAUAGCUUCUUCUAGUGUUAUAGGUGGAGUAGAUGUUUUUGGUUUAGGAGGAACACUGAAUCGAGCGCCCAGUACCGGUGGCAGUAAUACAAGCCUGGGCAGUUCAAUUUUAGAUGAAUCCGACAAUAUGCCUGUUUUAAAUAAUAAGAUUUAUUCUAAGAGGACUGACUGUGAAAUUUAUAAUACUGAUAUUUUGAACAACAUAACCAACAAUAUUAAAAAUGAUUCAUUUUAAUAUUUAUAUAUGUACAUCCUGUGUUUUGGUAGGGACUUACUGGUCACCUAUGCUCUAGCUCAUUAAGCUGUUACAUUAUUUGUUACAAUAAAAUUUAGUUUUAAGAUCAAGUAGGCUAAUGCUUGUUUUUUUUUUUUGUUUUUUUCUUAAUUGAUUACCAGUAAACACU